AUGUCAACUGACGUAGAGAAUACUUGUCGUGUUUGCCGUGGUGAAGGUACUCCAAAUCAACCAUUAUAUCAUCCAUGUAAAUGUCGAGGUUCAAUUAAAUAUAUUCACCAACAAUGUUUAAUGGAAUGGUUAAAACACUCAAAUAAAUCGACUGAAAAAUGUGAAAUUUGUAAUACGACUUAUAAGUUCAAAAUUAUAUAUGAUCCACAAAUGCCUCAAAAUAUUCCAUUUCAAUUAAUUUGGUUAAAAUUUUUUAAAAUUAUACUAUCAACUUUAUUAAAAUCAACUUCAAUUAUGUUAUAUAUAUUAUGUAUUUUGUUUCAAGUUCCAUUGUUUUGGAAAUUUGUGGGUAGAAUAUUUACGUGGGCAAUAGAUGGUAAUUUACCAAUAAUUAAUAAAUCAUCAUUUUUCACAUCUUUAUUAUUUGGUGAAUUUGAUAUAACUAAGUAUAUGUCAGAACAAAGUUCAAAUUUAUUACCAUUACAAUUAUCAUUAAUUAAAUUUAGAAAAUUCCUUAGUUAUACUUAUUUUAGUGGUGUUCGUUAUUUAUUAGUUGCUGUAAUUGUUCAAAUUGCAUUAUUUAUAGAAAGAGAAUGGGUUGUAAGAGAUGAAGCUUAUUUAAAAGCUUUGAAAAGGAAGAUAGGUAAAGAACCAAGAACCAAAUUGAUAGAUAUGUUACAACAAACUGUUGAAAGUUUAAGAAAUAAUACAAAUGAAAAUACUGAUGCUGCCACGGUAUCAAGAUUAGAAAGUUUAACAAGAGCAAUUAACGAUUUACAAGAAAAUAACGAAGGUGAACAAGGUAAUAAUAAUUAUGAAGAAAGUUUAAGAAGAGCAAUAGAUAAUGGUGAAUUAUUUACUGAAAGGCAAAAUGAAGAACCAAAUGAUGACGCAGUUAGUGAUAUACCGACGGAUAACGAAAGACCAACUAUAUUUAUUGGACCUGAUCAUAAUCAAGAACCUGUAAUUAAUCAUGAAGCUAGAAGAAAUGCAGGAAUGAAUGAAUUGGUAAGAAAUUUUGUUGAUUUUGCAGAAGAUAAUGAGGAUAAUGAUGAAGAUGAUGAAGAAGAAGAAGAAGAAGUACAACACGAAGAACAUUUACAAGAUGGAGCAGCACCAGCAAAUAAUAAUGGAGCAAUUGCUGAAUUUUUAGAAAUUUUCGGUAUUAGUUUGAAUUUAUCAACUCCAAUAUUUCUCAUGUUACUAUGUGAUUUAGUUAUUGCUGCAUAUUUAUUUUGCAUAUACUUGGUUCCUCAUAUGAUAGGUAAUAUAUUCGUUAGUUCAACUGGAUAUUUAUUAAAAUUUGUAUAUAACAUUGCAUUGAGUAAGGCUGUUAAUACUUUAUCAACUACAAAAGCUUAUCAAAUUACAUCAUCAAUUGUUGAUAAAUAUAUCCUUAAUUCAACUAAUACUGGAUCUGAAUUUGUUGAUUUUUCAAUUUAUACUGUAAAUGAAUAUGUCAUUCAAUCAACAAUUUCAAUGAUUGAUAAAUUAUUUGUUAAUAACAUGUCAGAACAUGCUCAUACAUUGAAUGAAAGAAUAAUAGUAUUAACUAUUGGUUAUGGUAUCAUUUGUGGUGCAACAUAUAAAUUAAUGACAAUUUUAACAUCUGGAAGUAAACCAGUCUUGGGUACUCCACGUCGUGCGUUUAAAGUUUUGUUUGAAAUCUGUUCAACAGCUAAAGUCUUUAUCAUAUUUGCAAUUGAAAUUUACUUCUUCCCAGUUUAUUGUGGUUGGUUAUUAGAUUUUUGUAUUGCACCUUUAUUUUUAAAUACAUUUACUCAACCUUCAAAGAAUGGAUUACCUGUUUUCACAUUAUUGUUUACUUCCUAUUAUGAAUUUUUACAAGAGCCAUAUUUAAGAAUUUCAUUAUAUUGGGCUUGUGGUACUUUAUACAUGUUAUUUUUUGCAUUUUAUUUAGGAAUGAUUAGAAAUAAUAUUUUAAGACCUGGUGUUUUAUUCUUUUUAAGAACUCCGGAUGAUCCAAAUACAAGAUUAAUUCAUGAUGCAUUAAUUAAGCCAUUUUCUUUACAAAUUUAUAGAAUUUGGUUAAUUGGAAUUGUAUAUACUAUUUUCAUAUUACUUGGAGUUGGUGGUGUUACUUGGGGCAUUAGAUGGUUAGUACAAGCAAAAGAUUAUAAUGUAUUUUUACCGAUUCAGAUUCCAUCAUAUUUUACACUUGGUUUAUCAAUUUAUUUUGGUGCAUUGUUGGUUGAUGGUAAAUCAUUAAUUACAAAAUAUGUAAAAUUAUAUUGGACAAGAGUAUUUGAAAUAUCAACUCAUAAAUUAAGACUAUCACAUUUUAUAUUGGGAAAACCAAUAAGUCAUGAACGUGGAUACGUUGUUUAUAAAAAUUUAUGGCAGCAAUUACUUGGUACUGCAAAACCAGAUUACUCAAGACCAGUAAGUUAUAGAGAAGCACAAAUUAUAUUCAAACAAGAUUUGUCAGUUAAUGCAUGUUUUGUACCUAAUGGUAAUUAUGUUAGAGCUCCAGAUAAUGAUUUAAUAUCAAGUGAAAAAUUUGUUAGAUCUUUAUUUGUACCUGUUACGAAAGAUGAUAAAGUAUUGGUAGAUACUCCAAAAAUAGAAGAACUACAACCAAAUCCAUUUGAUUCGGAUGAUGAUGAAUUAGAUGAAGAAAUUAUAAAUUCAAAUAAUUCAUAUACAAUAGUUUAUAGACCUCCAUUUUUCAAAAUGAGAUGUAUUGCAUUGAUAGUAAUGGUUUGGAUCUUUGCAGUUAUAUUAAUAAUUUCAAUUUUAAUGAUAGCUGUGUUUAUAGGAAGACCAAUAGUGAGAGUGAAUUCAUUAAUGUUUGAAAAUUUCAUUUCGAAUCAAUAUAAUAAAUUGACAGCAAUAGAUUGGAAAUUAGUUGAUUUAUUAUCAGUUGCAAUUGGUUUAGUUAUACAAUUACAAGUUUUAUAUCAAUAUGAUAAAAAUAAUGACAUACCAAAUGAAGCUGAAGAAGAUAAUGUACGAAGAUUAUUGAAUGCUGGUAGAAUAUUCAAUAGAUUACCACAAUUUAUCCUUGUUAAAUUUUCCAGUUGUGUAUGUUGGGCAUUAUGGGUAUCCACAAUUCAUCAUUUAUGUGUUGAAGAUCCAUAUAAAUAUACUACAAAAUCAAAUGAAAUGUUUGAAUUAAAAUCAAUGGUGUUACAUUUCAUUGCAUCAUUUUAUACUUUAUUACCAAUCAUUUAUUACCUUUUAACUAUAAUCAAAAGUGGAGAUGUUAAUAAUAAUAUGACUAUUUAUGAUUCAUGUCGGCAUUUUGGUUUAUUUCAAGUAUUGACAAAUUUUGCAAUAGUUCAUUUGCCAAGCAUAUCGAUAAUUUUAAUCCUGAAAUAUUAUAAUUCAUUAACUCAAGAUAUUUCAAAAUAUGUUUGGCCAAUUACAUUUGGUUUCUUUAUGGUUAUCAAAACUAUAUUAUUCAGUACUGAAUUAUAUUCAAAAAUAAAUGAUCAAGUAAAGAGUGAAAAAUAUGUAAAAGGUAGAACUAUUGAAAAUAUUGAUGUUUCAGAUGAUGAUGAAUAA
Molecule: messenger RNA, 3528 nt
Organism: Insectozyma verbasci
Lineage: Eukaryota; Fungi; Ascomycota; Pichiomycetes; Serinales; Debaryomycetaceae
Source: the annotation of a GenBank genome assembly